Messenger RNA from Coccinella septempunctata (seven-spotted ladybird), 1912 nucleotides. RefSeq names its product calcineurin subunit B type 2. The coding region runs from base 137 to 649 and encodes 170 amino acids. The record is from RefSeq and is a predicted model, not a curated record. The transcript has 5 exons. Lineage: Eukaryota; Metazoa; Arthropoda; Insecta; Coleoptera; Coccinellidae. Gene Ontology annotation, molecular function: calcium-dependent protein serine/threonine phosphatase regulator activity; calcium ion binding.
UGGCGUAAACUUAUAUGUCAGAAUUGGCGAAGAAACCAAUACAUUUUUAUCAAUUUUUUUUAUCAACGACCCCAAAUUUCUUGUCAACUAGCUUCGUACAUUUGUUUUUGAAUAUUCACGAGUAGAACAGAAAACCAUGGGUAAUGAAAAUUCUCUACCCAUGGAGCUUUGCUCAAAUUUCGAUGCUGAUGAGAUAAGGCGCCUUGGGAAAAGAUUCCGAAAGUUGGACUUGGAUAAUUCGGGUGCCCUGAGCAUCGAUGAGUUCAUGUCUCUCCCCGAGCUACAACAAAACCCUUUGGUACAACGGGUUAUUGAUAUUUUUGACGCUGAUGGCAAUGGAGAGGUUGAUUUCAAAGAGUUCAUUCAGGGGGUCUCCCAGUUCAGCGUGAAGGGGGACAAGCUGUCCAAGCUAAGGUUCGCCUUCCGCAUCUACGACAUGGACAACGACGGCUUCAUCUCCAACGGUGAACUGUUCCAGGUUCUGAAAAUGAUGGUGGGCAAUAACCUGAAGGACACCCAGCUUCAACAAAUCGUGGACAAGACCAUCCUGUUCGCCGACAAAGACGAAGAUGGCAAGAUUUCCUUUGAGGAAUUUUGCAACGUCGUCGGGAACACCGACGUCCACAAGAAAAUGGUAGUAGACGUUUAAAUUGGCCCUUAGGGCCAAAGCCGGGACUUCGUAAUGGAACACCGGCUUGACAUGACCACCCUUAAGUAGCAAUUGUAGUUUCUCCUGUAGAAAAUUUCGUUUCAUAACAUACACUUAAAAUUAAAUGAAUUCGCAAGUAGUAGUAAAUUAUUUACUUUGCAUUGAAUGUUAGCGUCAUAUAUAUUUAAAGUAUAUUGUUAAGGCAUUUUGGAAAUGACAUCUGAUGAUACUUAUUUAAUGUUGCAGAAACGAAGUGCAUACACAGUACACUCCACAUGUAAUAAGAAUAGAUUUCUGAUUCAAAAAUUGAAAUGUCAAUUAGUUUCAGAAAGUAAUUAUUGUAAGAAAAUGACCAUUUGGAAUUAAGUACAUUUUAAACCUGAAAUUUUAAGACAAAUAUCCAAUUUUAGGUGUUACUUAUUUCAUGGAAUUUUGCAAUAUAUGACAUGUUACGAUCACCUAUGUUAGAAAAGUAGAGAGUUGAUUGAAUAGAAACUAAUAAUAUACGUCAUUCACAAAUUUAAAAGCUUCGAAUGAACACUAACAUAUAACAUAGUAUUUUUAAAAUUCUUCAUUAUAAGAGUUGAAGAAUUAGGCUUAUAACGUGUGGAAAUUUGUUUAAAAAAUCUGAAAAAAGAAAUGAAAAAAAAAAUACAAGCUAUCGUUAAUUCUACCGCAGAACUUGUGCAAUCGUGCUUGUUUCUUGUUAUUGAAAAUAUUUUUUAAAUAAUUUAAAUCUAUAUAAGAUACACUAGUUGUUCUUUAUACCUUAUCUUGUUGUUGUGUGUAAUGUAUUGAAUUUAUAGUUGGUGAAAUAAUGUUUUAGAGAUAAAUAAGCUUUCCAAAGUACUUAAGCCAUGGUGUGCUAAUUUUACAUGCUUAAGCAGUCACAUGGCUUCCAGGCAAGGUGGUUCUAGUGCACAACUGCGUUUCCUAUUAGCCAUGUUUACGUCGGUUUCACAACCAAAGUUUGAACCCUAUGGGGUAACAGAUAUUGUCAGACUCUACCUGCUACCCCUCCGGUUAGAAUUUGGCUCGCGAUUCUUGAAAUUCGCUGAUAGUUCUCCAACGGGGAAUAAACACUGAAUUUUUUAACGUCUCACACUAUUGUUUAACACUACAAUUAGUGCAUGUAUGAUGAAUAUUUCAAUGGAAAGUUGUUAUCCCAUAUUGUAAAAUAUGCUAAUCUGUUUGUGUUGUGUAUUAGCUCUAGUUGUUUUGUUGUUCAGGGAUUUAUGUUCAAUAAAAUUAUUUCACCUCUCA